Molecule: messenger RNA, 552 nt
Organism: Colletotrichum acutatum
Lineage: Eukaryota; Fungi; Ascomycota; Sordariomycetes; Glomerellales; Glomerellaceae
Exons: 4
Coding region: 1-552 (183 amino acids)
Source: RefSeq, a predicted model, not a curated record
AUGCCACCCCGGCUGGUUCCCGACUCCAUGGGCUGCCAAGUGGAGGUGGCAGAAAGGCUCUCCGUGUCUUGCUCCAACGACACCUCAACCAACCACUCUAACGCGCGCGAAUUGCUAGAAACAUCAACAAAUACCAUCAUAGGCAGUCAACGAACCUCAGUGUACUCCGUACGCCGUAACUCCACCGGCGGCUCGGCCUUGCGCUAUGACCGUGGUCGAAUCCACAACGGCCUGCUUGCCAAAGAAGCCCAGCUCAUAUUAACCUCCGAUCUCUCUCGUCCCAUCACAUCGCAAAUCGGGCCAAAGUACUCCGUAUUGCGGACCUCAACCCUCAGAGUCUCAGUUCCAGCCUCCAGCGGCACCAGGAAGCUUUGCUACUGUUCUGAGGGCCAGACCUCUCAAACCUCAGAUAAAGUGCCUGCAGCUCCUAGCGUGCAGGAGAAGGUGCUCGUAUCCGGUGAGCACGGCGUCAUUGAGACUCGACUACAGAGGAAGGAACCCCUCUGGAAACAUGGUCACGGUUUCGACAUCUUCAAGUAUAUCGAGAAUUAG